Perkinsus marinus ATCC 50983 is the source of this 2672-nucleotide messenger RNA. RefSeq lists its product as hypothetical. Bases 1 to 2559 code for a protein of 852 amino acids. The record is from RefSeq and is a predicted model, not a curated record. Lineage: Eukaryota; Perkinsozoa; Perkinsida; Perkinsidae. The transcript has 29 exons.
AUGACCGUCAAUGCAUUCAUUCCCACCGUCUUCAUUCUGAUGAUCACCAGCCGUUUCGGUGCUGCCGUGGAUAUCAACUAUGACAUCUAUUGUAACGGUAGAGGGCAUAUAAACACAACGGCACAAUACGAGGCGCGGGCGGUUACGGAGCUCGUCAUGAAUAUGUGUAUCUGUGAUCCAGGUUGGAGCUCACUCACCUUCCUCAACUACAGUGCAAGUUACUGCGUGGUGUGGACCAAGCGCGUAUAUGCCUCUAAGUUCGAUGACAUCUACAACUGUGUGCCGUAUACUUCGGUGGAGUCGGAGCCCUUCUUCCCUCCUGGAGAUUGGGUUUGCUUUGACAAGCACCCUAAGCUUGCGGAGAUCUGUCGUGAGGAUGGAAGAGUUAACAUCUACCCGAUAUUCGCUGAGAACGCUCCUCCAACAGCGGCUCUCCCGGGGUCGCAGCAAUCCAAAAGUUUAAAGUAUGAGCCCUAUUGUAAUGGUAGAGGACGAGUUAACAGAACAGCCCAGGAUGUUGAGACGAACGUCGAUUAUAUGGUGGCGAAUUUGUGUACAUGCGAUCCUGGGUGGAGCUCUAUGCUGUUCAGUAACUUCUCUGUUCGGUACUGCUCGGUGUGGACUAAGCCCACGUAUGAAGCACGCCUGGAGUCGGUCUACGAUUGGGUACCGGUAUCGUCUGUUGAACACGAGUCCUACUUUCAAACUGGCUACUGGUUGUGUUACGACAAACACCCGAGGUACACGCUCCGACAACCUCACGGCCCUGAGCUCUUAUUUCUCUACAAAAGUCCCUCGUGGUGCCGUGGCCGGUGGCGGACGAGGACCCAAAGUUGCGACUGCAGUGGAAAAGAGAAAGGAGGGUUCCCCGAGAUAUGUCUGGAAAGUGAUCGAGAUCAUAUCGUACCGACAUAUACCGUGAAUGAGGUGCCACAGCCACCAUCUACGGUCUACGAGCCAUACUGUAACGGUAGAGGUGUGUUCAACGAGACGGCACAGCUGUAUGAGAACGCCAACGACAUGGUGCUCAACUUGUGCACCUGCGAUUCUGGAUGGACCUCCUUGUUGUUCAAGAACCUGACCAUUAGUUACUGUGUCGUGUGGAAGGACGUGAUUUACGACUCGCGCUUUGAUGAUGUCUACGAUUGCGUGCCAACGUCGACUAUCGCUUAUGAUAAAUUUUUUCCGGCUGGUCGAUGGGCGUGUUAUGACAAGUACCCGAAGUAUACUUUGGCGGCACCACAGGGACCACAACUUCUCUUUCAUUUCCUACCUCCGAAGUGGUGUAAAGGUAGAUGGCGGGUCAGAACGCAGAUCUGCAAUUGUGAUAAGACUAUGGAUAAACCGCUCCCCGAAGUCUGUCAGGCUGAUGAACGUGAGAUGAUCAGUCCAGUAUUCGUCGCGCACGCGCGGCCUGAAUCUGCUAUCUCCACCAGUGCUCCACCUUCGCUGGGGUUCGAUACGAACUUCGACUUAUACUGCAAUGGUCGUGGGCACAUAGAUGAGACUACUCUGCUGAAGGAGUCAGAUUCUGAGACUAUGAUACAAAACUUGUGUGUCUGCGACGAGGGAUGGACUUCGAUGUUCUUUAGAAAUUACAGUGCAAGUUACUGCACUGUGUGGAAGGAAGCAGAGUACGAUACGAAGUUCAAUGAGAUUUAUAAUUGUGUGCCUAGUUCCACCAUCCCUAUGGAGUUGAUGUUCCCAGCUGGAGAGUGGGUGUGUCCGGAUAAGUACCCGAAGUAUGAACUACUGAAGCCGCACGGGCCUGUGUCUUUAUUCUACUUCGCUCCGCCAGCCUGGUGUACGACGAGAUGGAUGCCGCGGGCGCAGGCAUGCCGAUGUGGAGACGACCAAAAUGAAGGACUUACCGACGCCUGUAGUGCGACGAGUGAGGACUACAUAUCACCAGUGUUCGUCAAGAGGCCUCCGCCCCCGGUAAUUACGACUAAGCUCACAACUACAUCAACCACCACUACGACUACUACCACGACGGUUACCACUAGAACGACUACGACUACUUUGAAGAGUACUGUUGCCGUGGUGAUAUCGCCGGAAGUCAGCGGAACUACCGUGGUGGGAUCUACGAGUACCCCUUCCCGAAGUGCUGGUGAUGAAGUCGACGCUCAAGGCAGUACACCUUCACCCUUGAAUUCUUCGGAGUGUGGAGAGCACGGCAGUUGGUCGACUGAAACGGGAGAGUGCGUGUGUGACGAUGGUUGGGGGCCUGACCCGUCUGAAGAGGGGACAUCAGAGCCGUGUGGUCAUCUUGGCUUUGCGGGUGAUGGUGGAAAUAGAGAUGCAGCUCCAGCGUCGAAUGGCGACAACUCUGGAGGCGGAUCGUGGAUAGUCGUGGCCCUCCUGGCCGUGUUUGUGUUAGUGGUGGGGAUUAUACUCAUGGUACGACUUUGCCGGUCUCGCUGUGUCAAAGGGCGAAACGACAGACUGAUGUGGUUGUGGGAAGUGAAAAAGGCAAUCAAGAAGAGACUACCCCGUACUCGCCCCCCGCGUGGGUUUUCCGAUAGACCGACGGAGUCACCGGAGCUGAGAGACUUAUAAUUAAUUGUGAAAUGUCGUGUAAUUGACCGUCCAACGGUCGAGGUAAUUAAUUGAAUUCGUUGAGAUGAUGAUUCAAAUUUCUGGCUACUACGAAGUGGUAGACGUAUGAAAGU